AUGGCAAGUCUAGGCAAAUCCACUGGCAAAACUCCCAAAAAGGAGGCGAGACCUCGGACCCCGCCAGAGAAGAAACGUCUGAAAGUGUCAGAGGAUUUCUCGUCGUGUCUGAGUGAAGAGCAGCCUCAGAGCCCCACUCUUAAAGGAGAGGACAUCCAGGCCCUGGCCAUCAGACCUGAGGACCUGGAGAAGUUGCGGGUGCCCCAGCCCCCUAAAGAACCCCAGAAGCCUGCAGCAGUGACCCGAGUGCUGGUGCGUAAGACCCGCCCACUUGAUGACAUCAGAAAGGGGGUGAGGGUAGCGGUGGCCCGCCCCCUGGCCCAGGACACCACCACACAGCCACUGGACUACACAGGACCGGGGGGACCUCGCUUCGAUGCCCAGGGGAUGGUCCUCCCCCACAGCAUUCUGGGUAGUCUGGAGGACUUCAGGACAGAGAUGCAGGCCAGGGGAGAGACUGAGCUGGUGAGGAGGGUGCCAGCCCCUCAGAGAGCCGUCUCCCAGGUGUUGGGGGGUCAGAGGGGUGCAGAGAGACCCCCUCCAGUCCCCAGGGGUCAGAGAGACGUCCAGAGCCACGCCCUGCAGCACUGGCACACACACAUGACCCAGAGACGACACCAGCAGGACCUUAUCUCCAACCUGCUCCAGAAGCCAGUAGAGAGGCUGUUGAUGAACCAGUCCAACCGUUUCAGAGAGACUCAGGAGCAGAGAGAACUGAUCACCCGAGGCCUGCCAGCCAUACACUCUGGACAGGGUUACCGUGUAGGCAGUGAGUUCUGGAGCCUCCCUCAGAGGUUUGGUGAUGAGCUGAGUGGUAUCUCAGCCACCCUGACCCAGACACAGAGAGGACAGCAGGAACCUGUCACACACAUCGCACAGCCACACAGCAUCCGCAUGGAGUCAGGUAAUGUUCUCCCAGAUACGUGUGGAUCAGCCAGCAGGACCUGGGACCAGAGUCUCUACCUGCAGCACCGACGACAUGAGCUCAGAGAUGUUCUCAAAGACCUGGACUUCAACCAGCCAGAGAUAGAUGGCUUGGAGGUGAUUGGGUCAGGCCAGCCCUUCACCUCUGUCACUGUGAAGCGGAGCCCCCUAUUGGAGGAGGAGGAGAGGGAGGAGCUUAGGGAGGCGGAGCAGAAGGAGAACCAUGACCCCCUGUCGCAGUUUGAUGAUGUCAUGCUGGACGCGGUGCUGGUGCCUGCCCUGAGGUUCUGUGGGCAGCCCGCCCGCUGGACAGGCACCUCCACCUCUCACAAGGGGGAGGUGGGUAUCAGCGCCAGGGUAACGUUUGAGGCCCUGUCAGGAGAGCGAGCCAGUUCAGACAUGGAGGUGCAGAACGAGGGCAGUACAGCAGUCUACUACAGCUGGCAGCGCCUGGCUGUACCACACAGCUUCCCUGACGCCAGGACACACACACACACACAGCACUUCUACUUCAACACCUCCACAGGUGUGAUUCUACCAGGUGACAGCAAGCGUGUAGAGUUUAUAUUUAAGUCGGAGGUCCCAGGCAUCAGGACAGAGGUGUGGCGUCUCAACACACACCCUGUCCUGCUGGGCGGAGCCUCCAUCCAGGUGACACUGAGGGGCGUGGCUCUCUACCAGGACAAGACCGCCGACCAGAGACACGCCCUGGAGAGGGAGCUGCAGCAGAGAGAGGCUGCGUCAGUGUGUCGGUCGUUGGUGUGUGACGUGUUACGAGGCGUCCUCACCCCAGAGAGACCCGGCUCCCCUGCGGAGCUCUACACCACCGAGGAAGAACACUUCCACAACAGGAACCCAAAGCUGCAGUACCAUUAUGAGACAGUGGAGGCGCUGAAGAGCCUGUGGCAGCAGGUGACCGCAGAAACAGGAGAAGACAGAGAAACAGCCUGGGACCUCUCUGUGUCUACACUACGACAGGCCGUGCUGGCUCUGCCCCAGGGGGACGGGGAGCAGGAUGGACCCCAGGAGAGGCUCACCAGAGAGGGGGCUCUGAGCCUCUAUAACACCCUCCUCCUGGAGCUCACCCAGCCACUCAUACAACACACGCCCCUACCACUCAACGCUAUAGGGUUGCAGCUGUGGAGGGAGCUGUUGGACGGUCUGGUCAGUGCAGCUCUGUGGCUCAGACAUCUACUGGGUCUCCCUGAGACAGACACAUGGGGGGAACACACACAGGACCACCACCACAGCUGGGGGAAAAUGAAGAAAGAGGAGAAGUUUGAGAAGAAGGCAGGAGCACCCCUGAAGGAGGAGAAGAAAGGAGGGGGCAUCAAAGAGAAGGAGGAGAAGAAGGGAGCAGCCAAGCCUGCUGUGAAGGAGAAACCAGUGGAGGAGCGUCCGGGCAGUAAGAAGAAGUGUCGUGAGGAGGUGGUGGUAGUGGGCAAGCGUCCUGGAGGUAAACCUGGUAAAGAACCAGGCAGAGAGCCCUCCUCCACCACAACCAGCCCUGAGAGUGACUACCAGGACCACCACACUGACUCUACUGUAGAGCCUGAACUACAGGACAAAUACAGGAGACAGCUGCACCAACAGGCUAAUGUAACACGCCGUGGGCACCACGCGCUGCAGUUCUCCUCCACGUUCAACGGCCCAAUCAGGGCUCUAUCCUCAGAGUCACUCGUCUGCUACAAGGACCCUAACAGGGGACGGCCCAAUGAGGGCUCUAUCCUCAGAGUCACUCGUCUGCUACAAGGACCCUGA
Molecule: messenger RNA, 2685 nt
Organism: Salvelinus namaycush (lake trout)
Lineage: Eukaryota; Metazoa; Chordata; Actinopteri; Salmoniformes; Salmonidae
Product: mycbp associated protein
Exons: 19
Coding region: 1-2685 (894 amino acids)
Source: RefSeq, a predicted model, not a curated record